CUACUGACCUGCUCUGCCAUAGAAGACCCCGCACUGACACUCAACACUAAAACCUCUUUUUAAAGGCAGAGGCAGAAUCAAUCAUAAAACCCAGUCAAAAAUCUUUGAUAAUCAGCAAUGGAUUCUCCCGCUGAAUUCACGCUUGCUGAGAUGGUAGAAAUGGAAAAUAUUUACAAGGAGUUAGGAGAAGAAACACUAGAUUUCGAGUUUUGCAAGAGGCUUGCUACUACUUUUAGUUUUGCAGCAAAUCGCGCUGGAAAGCCGGCGAUAACAUGGGAACAGGUGCAAAGUUGGUUUGAGGAUAGGCAAAAGGAAUUGCAACCUAUGGUCUCUCCUUCACCUUUGGCUCUGAAAUUAUUCGUUGAUCUUUCUAAUAAUAGUUAUUCCAGCAAUGCACCUGAAAGUUCUCAAAAGCCUGAAGGUAAAAAGAUCACCAAUCUUUCAGAGUUGAUAUUCGAAGCUAGGUCAUCAAGAGACAAUGCUUGGUAUGAUGUUUCUGCUUUCCUCAAUUACAGAGUUCUUUGUAAUGGUGAACUUGAAGUGCGGACAAGGUUUUCUGGGUUCAGUAAUACACACGAUGAGUGGGUCAAUGUGAAAAGAGCAGUGCGAGAACGAUCUAUUCCUUUGGAGCCUUCGGAAUGUCACAGGGUGCAAGUUGGAGAUCUUGUGCUUGGCUUUAGGGAGCGCCAAGAUCAAGCAGUCUACUGUGAUGCGCAUGUUGUGGGAAUCCAUAGGCGACAACAUGACGAAACUGGCUGCAAAUGCAUCUUUGUGGUUCGCUAUGACCAGGACAGCAUGGAGGAAGCUGUUCACUUGGAGAGGUUGUGUUGCAGACCAACGCAAUAGAUUUCUUGGACUGCUGAAUUUCUCCAAGAGAAAGACGGGUUAACCUUUUUUACGGUUACUGAAUUAUAGAUCUUUUACACUUCGAUUACCAUUAUUUCAUUUUUCUAACAACGGGAGGUUACUUAAUGAAUUCAGACGAAUUAUUGCUUAUGUGGCCAACGGAAAAUUAUAUUGCAUUCAACUUUUAUGUUGCCAUAUAGGCAAUUAACGGCCGAAAUUGCUAUAGUAACCUCUUGUUUUGGAGAAUUGAUAGUUGAGUUGUCAAAAUAUAAAAAAUUAAUGGCGUAAUCAUCUAAAGAUAAUUCACAUUGUCGACCUUCACUUAUGGCCCAAAUUUACAAAAUCUUUAAUUUUGGCCUAUUUUUCAGCUUUAGUCUAUUCUUAUUUGAACAGAUGGCUACUGUUGAAGUUGAAAAUGGAAAGAUAGACUGAAAUUAACAAUUUUGAAAGUUGUCUAUUACAGAAGAAGAUCGAAAUGAGAUAUUCUUAGAUGAUUAAGCCAAAAUUAAAUAAUAAUUACUGAAAUUUAAAAUGCCUAUAGUUCAAUAACCGUAAAUUCUUUUAACCCCAAUAAAGGCUCGAGAUGAUGUAUUGUGUUGACCAAUAAAGCUCUGUAUUGUGUAGUUCAAUUCAAAUUUUUGAAAGUAGCAAGGCCCUGUUGGUUGGUGGUAGUUGUAAAAUUGAGUUUUAACGUAGGAUUUCUUGUUCAA
This is a messenger RNA of Mercurialis annua (annual mercury), 1556 nucleotides long. RefSeq names its product protein SAWADEE HOMEODOMAIN HOMOLOG 1. Bases 118 to 846 code for a protein of 242 amino acids. The transcript is spliced from 9 exons. Gene Ontology annotation, molecular function: chromatin binding. The record is from RefSeq and is a predicted model, not a curated record. Lineage: Eukaryota; Viridiplantae; Streptophyta; Magnoliopsida; Malpighiales; Euphorbiaceae.